This is a messenger RNA of Cottoperca gobio, 3324 nucleotides long. Its product is annotated as ADP-ribosylation factor-binding protein GGA1-like. Gene Ontology annotation, molecular function: phosphatidylinositol binding; ubiquitin binding; small GTPase binding. The transcript is spliced from 17 exons. NCBI's taxonomy places the organism in Eukaryota, Metazoa, Chordata, Actinopteri, Perciformes, Bovichtidae. The record is from RefSeq and is a predicted model, not a curated record. Gene Ontology annotation, biological process: Golgi to plasma membrane transport; intracellular protein transport; protein localization to cell surface. Bases 75 to 2057 code for a protein of 660 amino acids. Gene Ontology annotation, cellular component: trans-Golgi network.
AGCUCCAACGGCUAGCCACGCGAUACAUUACAAAAGUCACGCGAUAGUGGCCACUUGUUUAGAAUUCCCGAAAGAUGGCGGCGGCGCCUCCGGAUGAGGCUACCCUGCAGUCUCGCAUCAACAAGGCCACCAACCCUUUGAAUAAGGAGACUGACUGGGACAAUAUCAAGGGAUUUUGUGAUCAGCUCAACAAUGAUCCGGAAGGUCCCCAGCUUGCAACCAGACUUCUGGCCCACAAAAUCCAAUCUCCUCAGGAGUGGGAGGCUAUGCAAGCACUUCUGGUUCUGGAGACAUGCAUGAGAAGCUGUGGAAAGCGAUUUCACAGUGAAGUGGGAAAGUUUCGCUUUCUCAAUGAGCUCAUCAAAGUGGUGUCACCCAAGUAUUUGGGUGCCCGGGCUCCAGAGCCAGUGAAGAAGAAGGUUUUAGAAAUAAUGUACAGCUGGACAGUGAAGCUGGCUGAUGAGACCAAGAUAGCAGACGCCUAUCAGAUGCUGAAAAAACAGGGCAUUGUCAAGCUAGAUCCUGCACUUCCUGAUGACAAGCCCCUCCCGCCCCCUGCACCCAGAGCCAAAAACAUCAUCUUUGAGGAUGAGGAGAAAUCUAAGACGCUGUCACGCUUAUUAAACAGCACUCAGCCAGAAGAUCUAAGAGCAGCAAACAAGCUCAUUAAGGAAAUGGUCCAGGAGGACCAAAAGCGUGUGGAGAAGGUAUCAAAGCGAUUAAACGCCAUCCAGGAGGUGAAGGAGAGUGUCAGCCUGCUGAGCCAGAUGCUGGAGGGCUACAGCAAGGAGAGCUACUCCCAGAGCAACCAGGAGCUCAUUAAGGAUCUUUACCAGCGCUGUGAAAAGAUGAGGCCUACACUGUUCCGAUUAGCAAGUGACACAGAGGACAGUGAUGAAGCCUUAGCGGAUAUCUUACAGGCCAAUGACAGCCUGACGCAGGUCAUCAACCUGUACAGACAGCUGGUAAAGGGAGAGGAUGUGUCUAAGGAUGGUAUAAGCAUGGCCUCACAACCAGGCAGCAUUAGCUCAGCACUCGUAGACCUGAUGGGACUUAACGCAUCAGCCAACGCGGCACCGUCCAACCCAGAGUCCUGCAGCCUCCAAACCCUGAAUCAGAACAUGGGCAUCAGCCUCUUGGAUGAUGAGCUCAUGUCACUAGGACUGAAUGUAACGGAAAACUACGACUCUCAGAACACUUUUCAGUCCUCUGAUGGCACAGAAUCAUCUGCUACAUUAGUCCCUGCAGUGUUGCUACCGGCUGUGGUCCAAACAGCGCAGGCUCCACCAGCGGGGGGCGCCACUGCUCCUCCUAAACCCAUAGAAGACCUGAACUUGUUGGGGAAGACAUUGUUACAGCAGUCUCUUCCUCCAGAGAGCCAGCAAGUCAAAUGGGAUAAGCUCCAACCUCACUCAAGAGUCACUUUACGAGAUAUGCAGACCAUGUCCAACGCCAACUCUAGACCCGCUCCCAAUGCAAACACCACGUCCUCUGCUCCUGCUCCGCUGCCCACAUUCAGCCUGGCCGUCCAAUCGGAGCAGCUGGACGCUCUCCUCUCCAAUCGGAGUCUCGCAGCUGCGGAAAAAGGCUCAUCGGCUGUUACUGACUCCAACGAUAACAUCGCUCUAGCUGACGUUACCGUGCCUCUGGAAGCAAUCAAACCAAGCAGCUUAUUACCAGUGACUGUAUUCGACAAACACAGUCUCCGGGUUUUGUUCACCUUCGCCCGUGACUGUCCUUCAUCACGGCCUGACGUGCUAGUGGUGAUCAUCUCCAUGCUGUCCUCUGCCCCCAUUCCUGUCACCAACAUCCGCUUUCAGGCAGCUGUACCGAAGGUGAUGAAAGUAAAGCUGCAGCCUCCCUCAAGCACUGAGCUCCCAGCCUUCAAUCCCAUCCUGCCUCCAGCCGCCAUCACACAGAUCCUGCUGUUGGCGAACCCUCACAAGGAAAAAGUACGUUUGCGGUACAAGCUGACCUUCAACCUGGGGGACAAAUCUCACGAUGAAUCUGGAGACGUGGACCAGUUCCCGCCUCCAAACACCUGGGGGAACCUUUAGGGAGAAUGACCAUCUUCCUGUCAUCUGAUCUGCUGCUGCCUCCUUUUAGAUUUAGGUUGAAGUUGUCCCUCAUCGCUGGCUUUGAGGGGAGACGGCCUCUCUUACACUUAAAUGGUUACAAACUCUGGGUUGGUGAUACAAGCCGACAUGAGACCAGUCGUGGGAACCAGCUUCUACCUUGUGCCUUCCUUCGCAGCCUUCCUGUCUUUAUUCGAUCAUCUCCGCCUUCCUGUGUUUCGUAGCUGCUUUUUCUUCUCCCAACAAUCAUUCCAACGCAAACUAUAAAGAAAACUGUCAGAAAUGUUGAUUCAAUGAAGUGACUUUUGGGGAAACAAGUUGAGCCUUUUUAAAAAAACCAAUGUGUGCAUUUGUCCAAUUUACAAUCCUCUCAGAUGUCCCAUGCCAUGUGAAUUACAUGUAACAGCUGGUGUCUCGCAUUAUUUCUGUUUUGUACGAAACCCAAUGCUCAACCCUUUUUAAAGUACGAAGCAUCCCUAACUUUGGACAGCAGGAGCAAAAAUGUCCCACGAGUGUUCAGAGUAGGUUUGCAUCAAAUCAUUGUCUUUUAGUCUGUCAGUAAUGGUUUUCAGUUAAACUUGAAGUCAGUUACAUGCUUAAAGUGAUGUUUACAGUAUGACCAACAGCCAACACACCCAAUGUAUUCAACCUAAUGAAAUGGAAUAGUUGGUAUUUCUACCUGAUAAACAUCUUGAUUAUCAGAAUUUAUUUUCCUAUCAAAUGAAUUAAUUGUUUCAGCACUACUUCAAUGUUCAAAGAAGGGCAGCCGUUGUGGAUUUAAUAAUCGGACAUCAUGCUCAACUUACUUGGAAACCACUUGAGUAGCAUAGGGACAUGAUCAAACUAAAUUGAAAUGUCAAAAAUCAGGAGAAACCACACUGGCAUGGUAAGGGUGCGCGUGUGUGUGUGUGUGUGUGUGUGUGUGUGUGUGUGUGGUAGAAAAAGUGCAGGUGUUAUGGAAUUCAACCAGCAUUGAUUUCAUUAGUUACAUCUGUGCUUUUGCCACAAUUAAAUGACUACGAAGGAAAGUUACUACAUCUCUGCCCCUGUUAAAAUACUGAAAUUUAGCUUUUAAUUUCUGCACUUUUCCCAAAAAGAUUGACACUUUUUUUCUUUCUACAUGUUUCACUCAGGAUUUUGAGUUAUUUUACACAACAUAAAAUUUCAUGCCCCUAUUUUGUUUUAAUUUUGCACAUGAAACCAUUCCAUAUUACUUUCAUCGUCUUUUCUCAUUUGUUGCCUUUCUACU